AGCUUGUAGCUUGCAGGCGCUCAGACUUGGGCAAAUAUUUCACUCCUUUAACUGUUUGUGCCCGCUGCAGAUUAGAGAUUAAUGAGAUAGCAGGACGUGAUCUGGGCCAGCCUGUCCCUCCAGGCAUUAUGCGUUCAGAAGAUUGAUGCUUCAUUAAACCUCUUAGAGGAGAAGAGGAGCCAGGGCAGGCAGACGGGCAUCUCCACUCCGCACAAUUCUCUACCUGCGCUCUCCACUGCCUAUGUCCCUGCUAUUGAAUGAGGACAUGCAGCCGGCUACAGCUUCAGUACUGGAUCUGUCAAGGACUGUUCUGAUCACAGAGGAGAAAAACAAUUCCUACAACAGCACAGGUCAGUGUAAAAAGAUUGUGGCGCCCGAGUCCGGCUCCUACCAUAUUGUGCACGGCAAUGGCUCUUCAGUGGGGACUGUUAUCAUGUUCCAGUGCUCCUCUUCCUAUCAGCUGGUCGGGGACGGGUUAACCACCUGCAUCUGGAAGGGUAAUAGCACCUUAUGGACGUCGGGAGCACCAACAUGUAAACCUUUAUCAAAGUACGAGACGUUUGGAUUUAAAGUUGCAGUCAUUGCCUCCAUUGUAAGCUGCGCCAUCAUUCUGCUCAUGUCGAUGGCAUUUUUGGUUUGCUGCCUGGUGAAAUGUGUGAAGAAAAGUGAACGGAGAAGAUCCAAAAGAGACAAGGUCAUAUGGCAUCAGUUAGAAUGCGAAGAACUGGAGAACAUGCAGGCGGCAUAUUUCGCAAUGAAAGGGGGAAAUAACAAUAACAACAAGCCAGCGAGGCGGCCAAGAAUCGACGACUGGCUCAAUAUGGUUUACGAGAACCAAGGGUUUUGUAGAUGCCAUGAUGUAUGGAGGAAGGACUGCGCACCACACAGUUCUAGAGAUGGGCAUUGUGGGUUUUGUCUCAGUAAAGAGCGGCCCAGCAGACAUUUUGUUCCAGGCUGCAGUGUUGCAAUACAAACUGUAAGCGGAGUGCAUGUUGUAGAAGUUUAUGGACAUGAAAAAGACGUUCAGAGGAGACUUGAGCCACGUGUUCCUGAGUAACAUUUAUUGAGACAGCCAGCCUUCUGGGACUUCUAUGUAAUGUUACAACUAUGUGCCUUAUACACCAAUGGAAUAUGGACCUUACAGUAUUUCCUGUAAAAUGUCAGCAAUUUUCUUCUGAUUCAUCAUAGGUAGUUUUUUACUUGGGAUGCCUCCUUCAGCUGCCACAGCCGAUGAAUGAUAACACUUUUUUUUUUUACAAUGGCCUGUUACCUGCGAUUAUAGUUUUACAUGGACAUGAAUUAAGCUGCAGUAGACUUUUACUAUUUACAGUUGAGAGCUAAAAGGUUACAUAGACUUGUUUCUUAUAAUGAAGGAUAAAAGACAUUAUACAAAUGAUGGAUUCUUCAGUUUUGGGUUAUUAGCGGUAAGUUGAACCACCCUCUGGCUUCUAUAAUCAGAGACUCCAGUGGCCAAGAUUCCUCCACUAUAGUUGUGCCUCUGCCCUCUCUUUCUGAGA
Molecule: messenger RNA, 1517 nt
Organism: Nanorana parkeri
Lineage: Eukaryota; Metazoa; Chordata; Amphibia; Anura; Dicroglossidae
Gene: SUSD3
Product: sushi domain containing 3
Exons: 5
Coding region: 242-1057 (271 amino acids)
Cellular component (GO): plasma membrane
Source: RefSeq, a predicted model, not a curated record